CUACUUUUAUAUCCCGAAAUAUAUUUCCAACUUUCUUUUUUCCAGAUAUCUUUAUAGGAAAAUCGCCUGGUAAGGUCUGGAGGGGUUCGUCUCUGAAGCUGUUACGAAGUAGCAUUGAUCUUAAUAGAACUUUGUAAGCAAGGAUACAGUUUUCCUUGCUAAAAAAUCCUGAGUUAUAUCAGAGCUGUUUGACAGUCUUAGGAGGAGGUAUAAGAUAACCCUCUGAAACCUGCGUGACAGUCUUAGGAGGAGGUAUAAAAUGAGGUGCAAAUUUAACUUUUUCAGUUCUCGCAAAAGACCAACCAUUGUUCUGAAAUUUAGUUUAUUGUUUGUAAUGAGUUUGCCUGUAGUAUCAUCUACCUAUGCAUGGCAUAAAUGCAGUAACGAUUCGACAUACACCAACAACAGUAUAUAUUCUGCUAAUCUGCAUGGAGUGCUCGCUGAUCUCUCUAGCAAUGCACCUCAAAGCUCAGGGUUUAACACUUCUUCCUUUGGCCAACCACCCAAUAAAGUCUAUGGCCUUCUGCAAUGUAUUGGGAACAUAUCAGCAGAUGAAUGCUCAAAGUGUGCGCUAGAAGCAAAUAAUACUCUUCAACAACGUUGUCCCAACUCAGCUGGUGCCAAGAUCUGGUUGGAUGACUGCUUUCUGCAAUAUGAUAAGACUAAUUUCAUUUCAACCCUAGAUGUUGAAGGUCGUCUUCUCUAUAACACCAAAAAUAUCUCCCAAUCAGAUCUCCUCGCUGCUAAGGGCACGACCUUUAGUCUUCUACAAAAACUGAUUGAUAAAGCUAGCGAUCCUGCAGGGGAGGGAUUUGCCUCGGGAGAAAUCACAUAUUCUUACACUAUUGGUGAUAAAGAGGCUAAAAACAAUUUUUAUGGUCUAGUGCAGUGUUGGAGAGAUAUGUCAGUGAAAAAUUGCACAGCAUGCUUGUCAAUCGCAAUGGAAAACCUGGAGGAUUGUUGUUCUGCUCAACAAGGUGCCCAAGCUCUGUUGGGAAGCUGCAGAGUGAGAUAUGAGAUCUACCCCUUUUUAGCAUCCAACGCUCCUCCUCCAUCCCAAACUACUAAUUCAUCCAACGCUCCUCCUCCAUCUCAAACUACUCCUCAUCAAAAAAACUCAAGAAGAUUACCCUUGAUAUUGGGGAUUGUGGGAGGCAUAAUAGUGAUGUUAGUUGGCUGUUCCUUGACAAUCAGAAGCAAAGUAAAAUCUGCAGUUUCCAGCCAGCCAAUAACCAUUGUGACUCAAGAUGAAGAUCCCCCAGAAACUGAACUAUUUAAGAAAGAGCAAAUUGUCUUCACCUUAGAAACUUUGAUCGAAGCAACAGGAGAUUUUGACGAUAAUAAUAAGCUUGGAGAAGGAGGCUUUGGCACCGUAUAUAAGGGAAUGACUAAAGAUGGAAAGGAGAUAGCAGUGAAAAAGCUGUCUGCAAGAUCUGCGCAAGGGAAAAGAGAAUUUAUGAAUGAGGUGGAGUUGGUGGCCAAUAUUCAACACAGAAACCUUGUCAAUUUGCUCGGAUGUUGUGUCGAGGGAUCUGAAAGGUUGCUUGUCUACGAGUAUUUGCAAAACAAAAGCCUUGACGCCUUUCUCUUUGACCCAGAAAAUCGCAUAAGUUUCGAUUGGCAAAAGCGGUUUAAUAUCAUAAAUGGGAUUGCUCGUGGGCUUAUGUACCUUCAUGAGGAUUCAAAAUUUCGAAUAAUUCACAAAGACGUCAAAGCCAGCAACAUUUUGCUUGAUGAGCAAAUGAAUCCAAAGAUAGCUGACUUUGGCUUAGCAAGACUUUUCCCUGACAAUGAAACCCAAAUCCAAUCAAAGGUUGCAGGGACAUAUGGGUACAUGGCUCCAGAAUAUGCAAUGGCAGGGCAACUAUCUGUAAAAGUCGACGUAUAUAGUUUUGGAGUUUUACUGCUUGAGAUUGUGAGUGGAAGAAAAAAUACUGACAUCAAUCCUUCAAAAGAAAAGCGAAGUUUCAGCUUAGUAGAAUGGGCAUGGAGAGCUUACAAAGGAGGAAAUGCCCUCAAUAUUGUGGAUAGUGUGAUGGUAGGAAAUUGCCCAGAAGAGCAAGUGUUGAGAUGCAUUCAAAUUGGACUUCUGUGCACACAGGCCGAUCCAGAUGUCCGUCCAAUAAUAUCUAAUGUCGUUACAAUGAUGUCAACUAAUUCUGUACCAUUACCAAAUCCAACUAGGCCUGCUUUCGUAAGCAUGACAAGUCAGAGUUCGAAUGUUAGCCUCAUCCCAGGCGUUUCUUCUCGGAAUGAAACCUCUAUGAGCAUAAUGGAAGAAGGUAGAUGA
Cryptomeria japonica (Japanese cedar) is the source of this 2290-nucleotide messenger RNA. RefSeq names its product cysteine-rich receptor-like protein kinase 10. The record is from RefSeq and is a predicted model, not a curated record. Bases 260 to 2290 code for a protein of 676 amino acids. Gene Ontology annotation, biological process: protein phosphorylation. Gene Ontology annotation, molecular function: protein kinase activity; ATP binding. The transcript is spliced from 7 exons. NCBI's taxonomy places the organism in Eukaryota, Viridiplantae, Streptophyta, Pinopsida, Cupressales, Cupressaceae.